GUCCCGCUUCGUUUUGAGAGCGCUCUAUUGCCGCGACCCCGCAGUCCCGCUUGGCCUCGUCGCAGAUCUUCCUUCUGGAUCGUCCUGAUCGCCGCCUCGCUGUCCGCACACCAUGAGCCCAACAAUAUAUAUCCGAAUCAAGCGCCAUAGAACGACCUGGUUCCUUGAAGCGAACCCGUCGGACUCGGUCGUGGCCGUCAAGACCCGGUUUGCGGCUCUGCUCCUCGAGAAAACGGACCCUCGCGAUGUUCGGUUUUCGAUCCACAACUCACAGACAAACGUCUACACCCCUCUCGAGGACGGCAGCAUGCUCGAUCAACUCGGCCUCAAGAACGAGUCGGUUCUCUUUGCGACGUUCUGGAUCUCGAACGAAGCCAACGCUGCAGAGGGCAAGUGGGAGAUUCCAGAAGUUCCUGAGUUCGAGCCACUUCACGACGACGAGCCGGCCGACCUCAAGGGCAAGGCCGUCGCAUAGAUCUCGUCGCACCGGUCUUCAUCAGCACAGCCACCAGGGAUCACAGAUCGCCAGCACUCGGCAGCUGCCGAAAGCGAUGGCUGGAUUUGUCGCAGAGAUGCCUUGAUGCCUGGCGCCUACCGCCUGCUCGUGGAAAUAAACUGCUUGCGAGUCGUUUGUA
Molecule: messenger RNA, 635 nt
Organism: Polychytrium aggregatum
Lineage: Eukaryota; Fungi; Chytridiomycota; Chytridiomycetes; Polychytriales
Exons: 3
Coding region: 113-475 (120 amino acids)
Source: RefSeq, a predicted model, not a curated record